Messenger RNA from Daphnia carinata, 1693 nucleotides. Its product is annotated as probable inactive serine/threonine-protein kinase scy2. The record is from RefSeq and is a predicted model, not a curated record. The transcript is spliced from 7 exons. Bases 172 to 1500 code for a protein of 442 amino acids. Lineage: Eukaryota; Metazoa; Arthropoda; Branchiopoda; Diplostraca; Daphniidae.
CGACCACAGCACACGGACGUGAUAUACUUUGGUUUGUGUGUCUUGUUUUUCGUUAUCCCGCCAGUGUCGAGCGCACCUUUCCAAGCGUAGAACUCAAAUAUCAUUCAACCCCCUGAUUCGAUAGUGGACGGAUUGUAGCUAUAGCAACACGAGUGUGCGUGAAAAAAGGAAAUGGCUUCAUAUUUAAGUGUAAUUUCCACGUUAGUGGCUCUCAGUCUCUGCACAAUAUGCGCAGAAAACAUUGGAUUUAACAGUGGUGUAGCGGGAGGUACUGCAGGUGGGUCGAGAGCCAACUGGGAUCAGCAACAACAAGGACAAUUCCGACCUUUUGGCAGUGAUAAACCAUGUUCUGUCUUAGUCAAUGAAACAAUGACGCAAAAUGACGCCCAAGUGAUCAUUGAGCGUAUCCUGAUUACGGCAGAUACGAUGGGUAACAGCUUUUCCUCCUCAUCGUUUACGGGUGGAUCCAACCAACAACUAGACACAUGGGCAGCACAGGCAUGCGGGCAAAUGCAAAACAUUGUCGGCUAUUUGAAAUCGGCUUGUCAGUUCAGCCUCAGCGCUAGCUCCAUUUCCAGUACGAGCAGCACCAGCUCAACGGAACUGGUGGCCCAGAAAAAAUUAGGCGCCCUGAACGCGGCCAAGGAUUACCUCUGUUCCAACAACCAAGUUAACCUGAAAGAAAUGGCCAUGAAUAAUGGAGCGCAGUGUGCCCGCAAAACUGAUUUGAAUGAAUUCGGUUGCAACGUUCAACAAGGAGCACAGCCUACCUUUAUACAAAUGUUGCCGUCAUCGAAUCGACAAACGUUGAAAUACGGGACAUCCAUUAUUCUUAGCAUGAAUAGCUACAACAACGAUGAUUGCAAGUACAUUGCAGAUAUAACCAAUUGCAUCUUGGACAAAUAUACGCGUGGAACUGAUUUUUGUAGUUCGCGGGCAUCGACGCACUUUGGCCGUAUCUUUGAUGUGAUGCUUCAAGGUGUCCAGUGCAAAACGGGUGGCUACUCUACGUUCAACUCUUUUGACAGUUCCAAUAGUUUCAACAACAAUCCAGCCUUCAAUCGUUUCCCUAGCGGCAGCAAUUUGCCAAACAACCAAAACAAUUUCGGCUUAAACAGUGGCAGUUUUCCUCAAAAUUUUCCUCAAGGAUCAGCAGACAGUAAUGGCUUUAAUGGACAAGGUAUCAAUAAUUUCGGCAUGAACUCUGGAAGUAACUGGCCGCAAAAUCAAAAUGGAUUCGGAAUGAAUUCUGGAAGUAACUGGCCACAACAAAAUCCAAAUUCUUUUGGAAUGAAUUCCGGAAGUAACUGGCCACAACAAAAUUCGGGACAAGGUUCCGGUAUCUUUGGACAGAGCUCCAAUAAUCAAGGUCAAAACUCCUUCCAAUCAAGUGGAACAAUUCCACCAUACAAUCGGAGGCCUUACAACAGCGGAAACGCCAUCCAGGCGACCAUGACAAUGGUUGUUUCAACCAUAUUUGUCGCGUGUUUGGUUCUUUAAAUUAUAAUUUUUUUUUCUUUAUUUUCGCACUACACAAUCCCAUGCCCAACUACGGGGAAAGCAGCUGUCCUUCAUCCCACAGUAGCAUUUGAUAAAUUCUUUUAAUAAUAAAAUAUUUGCUGCACUUUCAGUGACAGUACAGCACAAAAAAAUGUAAGUAGUUAGUAUUUCCGUUACACACUUGGGAUAUGUA